AUGGCGCGAGGAGGGAGGGAAAAGUGCACGCCGCUCCCCUUCCUCUCUUGCCGCGCACGCACCUUCUUCGGCGGCGGAGGCAGGAAAGACGUGCAAGAGAGAAGGGAAAGGCUAAACAUCCCCAGCUCCUCAUGGUUUCCGGAUCGUGUUUCUCUUCGAGACAAGAGUGCGGCCAUUAUUUAUAACCCCAAAGAACAAACUCCAGAAGCCCUACGGGAAGCCAUAGAGGACAUGGGGUUUGUUGCUGCACCUACAGCCGCAGACCCACAACCUGUCCCAGUGGACACCAUGUUCCUCGCCAUUCCCGCUCAGGCCGCUUCCGCCCUCGACGAAAUCCGCAGCCGCCUCUUGCAGACUGAGGGCGUCUUGGACGUGAAAAGCUCCUCCGAUAAGAAAUCCCUGGUGGUCACUUUUGUGUCCGCUGUCAUCAACGGGAAGCAGGUCGGCCAAAUCGUGCCGGGGCUGAGUUUGGACUAUGCGGCCCGAGAGAGAGCCCCCGAAGAUGCGAACGUGUCCCAAAUGGGAGAUGUCGCGCUGAGGCUCAAAGUGGAGGGAAUGACCUGCCACUCCUGUACCAGUACCAUUGAAGGGAAAAUCGGGAAACUGCAAGGUGUCACGCGAGUCAAAGGUAAUGAAUGGGAAUUUAUUUGCAUGCCUUUAUGCACUGCCGUUUGUUCCCCAGCACAAUAG
Anolis sagrei ordinatus is the source of this 690-nucleotide messenger RNA. NCBI's taxonomy places the organism in Eukaryota, Metazoa, Chordata, Lepidosauria, Squamata, Anolidae. The record is from RefSeq and is a predicted model, not a curated record.